AUGGCGAGGGAUCGAAGAGGCUUUUCGGGGUAUGGUAUGGGAGGGAUUAUUCAGGGUCCCAAAUUGUCGAGGUGGUGUGGCGACCUGAAGCCUGAUUACAGAGAGUCUGGCCAGAUUCGCAACGUGAUGACACAAAAGGAUGCGAAGUCGAAUGAUGAUGAGGACAAACCCCUCGAUGGGGGACUGGCCAAGGAAGAGCGAGUCGGGCAGAGUUUUGAGGUUAUCGUUACGAUUCGUGACGCGGUGGAGCGGAUUGAUGCAGGAUUACUCGUGAGUGCCUUUGGACAGGGGAACGGUUUCCAACGGCCAAGACAAGAUUUCGAAGGUAUACGGACAAAGAGUUUUGUACAGCAACAGUAA
Fusarium venenatum is the source of this 360-nucleotide messenger RNA. Lineage: Eukaryota; Fungi; Ascomycota; Sordariomycetes; Hypocreales; Nectriaceae. The record is from RefSeq and is a predicted model, not a curated record.